Molecule: messenger RNA, 1258 nt
Organism: Lampris incognitus (smalleye Pacific opah)
Lineage: Eukaryota; Metazoa; Chordata; Actinopteri; Lampriformes; Lampridae
Product: organic solute transporter subunit alpha-like
Exons: 7
Coding region: 36-974 (312 amino acids)
Biological process (GO): transport
Molecular function (GO): transporter activity
Source: RefSeq, a predicted model, not a curated record
UUGAGCUCCCAAGAGGGUCUGGCCACCCGACCACCAUGACGCAGUGCAGCCUGGAGGCACCCUACGCUGAGGACUUUAUGAGAGGGUUGAGCCCCGUGACGCUGGGCUUCUUUGCCCUCUUCCUGCUUUUGUCCCUGUCCACCUGUGGGCUCUUCAUGGAGCUCUGGGUCUAUCUGAGCAGAAACAUCAGCUGCACCCUCAUCAAAGACCGCUGUCUCAUAAUCCUCGGCCUCUUCCCGGUUAUCACCAUUGCGGCACAGCUGGGCAUGACUGUUCCCCGGGCCGCCGCCCUGGUAGACCUCAUAACCUCAGUGUACACUGGGGCAGCCCUUUUUGCUUUCUUCCACCUGACCGUAGCCUACCUGGGAGGCGAGGAGGAGAUGCUGGACAGGAUACAGACUGUGGACUCAGAUCUGAGUGUCGGGCCCUGCUGCUGCUGCUUCCUCUGUCUGCCAAGAAUCAGGAUUAACCGGAGAAUCUACACUGUCUUCCGUAUUGGUAUCUCUCAGACCAUAUUUCUGCUACCCAUAAUGAACUUCAUCAUUGCAGUUUUGUGGACGGAUGGAAAAUAUUUCAAAGAAAAGGGGGAUACCCGCAGCCCUGUCUUUUACCUGGGGAUCGUGAUGAUGAUCUCUACCCUCCUGUCUCUCUUUGUCUUCAACAUCAUGAUAAAAACGGGACUAAAGAUUGCAGAGCAGAGAUACAGGCUGCUGCCCAAAUACAGCAUUGUUAUGAUUGCUGUGGUGAUUAACAGCCUGCAGCCGCUGCUGAUAGAAGUGCUGACAGCCUACAAUGUAAUUCCCAGUACAGAGGAGUUUCACUGGCAUGGCAGAGCCUCAGAGUUCAAUCAUAUGCUGAAGGUGGUUGAAGCCUUCAUUCUCAUGCUGCUAUCCAGAAGGUUCUAUCGUAAACCCUACCCGCCUUCAGAAACGGAGGCCCUGUCCUUCGUCAACACUGUGCGCUGCACCCCAUGAUCAGUACACCAACCAAGAAGAGGAGGGAGGCUGUAGUAAACACAGGAGACAAACAAACAGCAACACCCUAGAUGAAGUCAAAUUGGAACAUGAUGAAGUAAAGAGUUUUUCAUGUUUUAUGUGUAUUGAACUCCUGCUGUGUGGAUAAUGUAAAAUUAUUAGGACUGUGAAUAUUAUUUUUUCUAGAAUGUUUAAAUACAAUCUGCUCUCACCAACAAUAUUAAAUGCUUGUUGAGGUGUUUUUCUUCAGCGGAUUAUACUUUGCGUACUUACAAAUAAACAGA